Molecule: messenger RNA, 2701 nt
Organism: Durusdinium trenchii
Lineage: Eukaryota; Dinophyceae; Suessiales; Symbiodiniaceae
Source: the annotation of a GenBank genome assembly
GCUGUAUCGGCUUCCUUUCUCGGUCAGUGACCAAUUGAGCCAUUCGCGAUGGCCCGCAAGAGAGUCAGUCAGGUCUUUCAGAUUCUGCUACUUUUGAGCCUCGUCGCAUGGCAAUGUUGCCGAUUGAACCACCAGGAGAUGGUGAGCUUGGAGCAAGCCUACGCCAUCGAUAGCAGCAUCCAGUGGCCUUUUCUGGUCGCUGCCACCAUUUUCCUCAUGGAGUUUUUGCUGUGUUUUCUCCUACUUUUACUUCUUCGUUUGAUGCUGUACUUCAAGGAUCCUGGGAGCGGCGAAGUUGUGUUCCUGUCUCGUCUCCGAGAGGUGGCGGAGAUGCUUGCGUUCAUUUCUUUCUUCUCAGGGGUCUUCUACGUGUUUCAGGUGAGCCGGAAGUACGACCAUGCAAGCCCCAUGGGCGGAGGCUCAUUCUUCCCAGAUACUCGCGCGGUUCGAGAAGGACGGCAUUUGUUGCUUUGGACGCUUUUGGCACCUCAGCAGUGGGUCAUGCAUGCACGUCUCUACACCAAAGCCUCGUGGCACGAAGCCAUGGACUUGAUGUUGUCAACCGCCUUCACAAUGGCCUUUGGGUUUAUCGCAGUGCAGGUGGACAUGACGCAGAAAGACGCUAUGAUUAGCCCACAUUGGCAGGUCCGGAUGUGCUACUGUCUCUCGUGCAUGUGCCUUAUGACCACUUUUGUUCGGGCUCACCGCUUUCCAAUGGAGCCCGCCAUCGCCAAAACGGGCCGAUUCUAUUUGUAUGUGAAAUACGUGAUUUGGAGCUGCUACCCUCUCGUUUUUGCCUUGCGUUCCUGUGGCAUCAUCAGCCCGUGGCAGGAGGAGGUCCUAUGCUACACAGCCCUGGAUUUAAUCUCGAAGUCCUUGUCACUGAUUGCCAGCUCGACGGGUCCGCUCUUCACACUCUUUGUGAGUACCUGGGGCCAUUGGCACGUCUCAGGCGGCUUGCAUGAUAUCCGAGUGACGGUUUCAGAUCCUGCUUGGUCGGUUCAAUCCGUACAGAUGGAACAAUUGGGUGGAGAUGCUGAACAGAUUACUGGGCUUUCAAGCGGCAGUGACUUCUUGCGAGAGGCAAUAAAUAGCAGCGAAGAUCGCCGGCGCCUUCAACAGAUUGCGAAACAGGUUGAUCGUCAGCUGAGCUUCAUGGCUCAGAAAACAAUGCUUAGGGUCAGUCUUGCUGGGGGUGCUCGCGCUCCAGCAGAGUGCUACGUUUCCCGGAGCCUUUGGGGCAGCCGGCAGCUCGCCAUCACCUUGGCAGAUCUCCCACCAGGAGAAACAUUCGGAAAGCUGGACGAUGAUGAUACUCGCAGCCCGGGAGAGAGCCAUGCAGGAAUAUCAGAUGAGGAGUCGAUGAAGACUCUGAUCAGUACCACCAGGGGGCAGUCGUCAUCUGCAGCUCCCCAGGUGACUCAAGCCCAUCUCACCUCUGCUAAGGUGGCGCUACACCAGUACUUACAUCAGAGAGCCACACUUGCAGCAGCGACACCAGACAUGGUGUAAGAAGGAUCAGGUGCAAGUUCAGGAGACAGAAGUGGGGGUCGACUUCCAAAGUGAAAGGGCUGGAUCAUGUUGUAUACAUGAGUCGAGCCACGAACCAAUACGUCCAAGUGUGCUCUAAGUCUUCAUGUUUGAACAACACGCCGCCGUUUCUUUGUCAAUGGUUCAAUCAACGACCAUGCCGGAGUGUUUGGGGUGUUCUUCGAGCUGGGGGAACAUUUCCACCCGAUGGCGGCCAUGAGUCCAUGCUUAUUUAAUCUUAUUUAGAUCAUUCAAGAACAGUGUUUGGAGCUAGAGACGUCCAGAGGUUGUGUACGGUUUGCUGAUUUCCCGUUUGGGUGAGCAGAUCAGGACAUCAAUGGAAAUGAAUACGAACACUGCUGCCCCAAACCCCAUCACCCUGCAAUCAGUUGGGAUAAUUCUACCAUAGUUUUCUGACUUUCGUUUAUUCCCGGGCUUUGGCUUCAUGUGCACUUCUUGAGGAGUUUUUGGUCAACCACUUGGAGAUCAUACACCGCCUGACAACGGGACAACUUACAAAAUGUGAAGUUGAGCACCUAGGUUGGAGGCCAUUGCUACUAGGUUGAAGGCCAUUGCUAGCAGGUUGGAGGCCAUGGCUAUUGGGGUUCCUUGUGCAAUUAGGUUGGAGGCCAUUGCUUCUAUUUUGGGUCGAGUUCGUGGAACCCCUCGUGCCGGCCAGGCCAGGGAAGCCAGGGCGGGAGCAAGGAAGAUGCUUGAUGACAUGCCUGGAUAUUUGUUGUGCUCAAUUGCCAUUGAAUGCCUACCAGGCCUGCCAUCUUAUCAUGUGUUUGGAAAGUUGUUGUCAUCAAGAUCAUUGAGUGGCGACUCACAUGGGGUAUGUUGCUUCCAAUGCUGAGCAACACAUCCGCCCCAUGGAUGUGUUCAGAGCCCGAAUGGACGCGGACCGUGUGUUGCGGACGGAUUUGCGACCAAGAUUUCGCGUGGCUAUGUGAUGUAGUUGCUGUGGAGCUACUUCUUGUUGGGAACUUUCAUACAGGUUGUAGAGUUCCGCCCUCUCCUGGCCGAGUGAAUUCCUAGCAUGUGUUCGAAAACAUAUGAAAACCUGUAGCCCAACUACUUCGAUUCUCUUUUCCGAGCUUCGCUGUUUUGCACCGCGUAUGGCGGCACAGCAUACGCGAAGUUCCUGAAGUCCAAGGACGCAAGACGUGGU